Messenger RNA from Patella vulgata (common limpet), 1203 nucleotides. RefSeq lists its product as uncharacterized. The record is from RefSeq and is a predicted model, not a curated record. The transcript is spliced from 9 exons. The coding region runs from base 11 to 1177 and encodes 388 amino acids. NCBI's taxonomy places the organism in Eukaryota, Metazoa, Mollusca, Gastropoda, Patellidae.
UCACUCCACUAUGAAACUAACAAUUGCUAUUUUGGUUUGUGCGUUCGUAGCCGUUUCCGAAUCCGGCCAUCUUAGUAGAAGACUCAAGCGGUCGUCAUACUGCACUGGGAACCUAUAUGUAAUAUUUGCUUCAUUGUGUGCAACAACAACACCCCCUCCUCCACCACCACCAGCAGCUUUACCAGCAUAUUGUUUCAGUCCCUAUUUCUGUGCCCUCUGUGGCACUUGUGCAACUACAACUACAACUACUGAAGCACCAACUACUGAAGAACCAACUACAACUACCGAAGAACCUACCACAACUACCGAAGAACCUACCACAACUACUGAAGAACCCACUACAACAACUGAAGAACCCACUACAACUACUGAGGAACCCACUACGACCACUGAGGAACCCACUACAACAACCGAAGAACCCACUACAACCACUGAGGAACCUACUACAACUACCGAAGCACUGCAGUUAUGUCCAGAUCCUUCAGUAACAACCAGAAGAAGGAGAAUGAUAGGUGGAGCAGCCACACCAGCAUGUGAUGCACCAGGAGUUGUAAAAGUAUAUCAUCCGGAUUUCAAUAUAGUUUUAUGCACUGGAAUUCUUAUUGAUGAAACAACUGUCCAAAUCCCAUCAUCAUGUGCAGAACUGGCCACUAUGCCAACGGUCAUGGAAGGUUUGCAGCUUACAGUUGGUGAAGGUGCGGAUGAACAGACUAGUGGAGCUGCAAGUUCUGCUGACGGAGCUAUCUCUGGUACUACAGAUAUAACUCUGACAACCCCAAUAGAUGUUACAAAAUGUCCUGGUUUACCUUGUAUAUAUGAUGCUGCUACAAUGGAAGGUUUCAUUGAUUUCACAACAUGUACCACUUCUGGUUAUGGUAUAGUUGAACCUUCCGACGGUAUAACUUAUACAUAUGAUGGUUUAAAUGGCUUCUCUAUUGAUUCUAUCUUCGAUUUUAAUUCUGCUGAUGCCAGUUCAUGUAAAAAACCUGAUGCAUUAGCUGAUGAUGUUGCUAUAAGUUGCGCUUCAUCAUCUCCUGGUUCACCGUGUGCUGGUGAUGGAGGAUCUCCUAUUAUAUGUGAAGCUAUAACUGGCGAAAAGGUCGUCGUUGGACAAAUUGAAGAGUUCCCUUGUGAUUCUUCACUUCCUUUAACUUUCAUUGAUUUUACUAAAAUGUAAAAGGAAAUAAAUAAUUAUUCUCUUUC